AUGCCCCUGACCCUCCUGAGCGCUGUCACUUUACUCGGUCUUGUCAACCCUACUCCUGUUUUCCAUCGCGCAUCGAAGCAAGUGUUUGCUUUGGGUGCCGCCAACCGUCCAACCAAUGUCCACGACGGCGUUGGCGCAGGAUGCGACACCUACAAGACCUAUUCUGGCGAUGGCUCAGCAUCAUCUGGGUGGCCAGACAUGGCGCAAUGGGUCUCGUUUGGAGAUAUGUUCGUUGCGAAUCAAAAUUUGAUGCGUGCGUCGUGUGUCAAUCUAGGUCCAGGCAAUGGGCCCGACAACAGCGACGAGGAAAUCGAGCAGAUCUGGGACGCAGUCCAGUCUGCUUCAACUCAAACCAAUGUGGACCACCGCUUCAUCCUGGCAAUCCUUCUUCAAGAAUCCAGCGGUUGCGUCCGAGUCAGAACGACCGAUAAUGGUGUCCCGAACCCAGGGUUGAUGCAAGCUCACGAUGGCGGCUUCUCUUGUAACACAAAUGGGAACAUACAGACUCCGUGUCCUGCCUCUGAGAUUGAUGGCAUGGUCCUUGAUGGUGUUGCUGGAACUUUGAGUGGGGAUGGCCUCGCUGGCAUACUGAAUCAGGUCGGAGGAGAGGACGCCAGAGCAUACUAUCGUGCUGCCCGACAAUACAACACCGGGUCAAUCGCAGAGGACGGUAACCUGGAUGAGGGGGGAUAUUCUACCGACUGCUAUGCCAGUGACAUUGCGAAUCGACUGACAGGCUGGGUUUGGGCGGAAUCGGGAUGUUCGCAUUGA
Fonsecaea multimorphosa CBS 102226 is the source of this 771-nucleotide messenger RNA. RefSeq lists its product as uncharacterized. The record is from RefSeq and is a predicted model, not a curated record. The transcript is spliced from 3 exons. Lineage: Eukaryota; Fungi; Ascomycota; Eurotiomycetes; Chaetothyriales; Herpotrichiellaceae. Bases 1 to 771 code for a protein of 256 amino acids.